AUGGUACAGUCUUCACCCGUGAGGACUCUUUUGCUGCUCCUUCUCCCUAUCCUGGCUCUCUUCCUCACCGCGACGCCAGGAAGAGCCUUCCCAGUGUCCAUCGAGGACGGUAAUGUCUUCACAGAGGAAAGCCUGGUCGAGAGGGACUGGCCGCACCCACUAAGCCAGCGCGAUGCACAUACUAUCCAUUCGGAUCCAAAUGGAGAUACCGUCCAUGUCACCUCUCUCAAGGCUCCAACCGCCGCCACUCUCACUUCCUACCGUGUCGGCGGAGGUGACAUUCCCACUUUUCGUGGAUUGACACCCACGCGGCCUCGACUGGCCCGCCGAGCCUACAUCAUUGUCCACGGUGUAAAGCGCGACGGGUCCGUCUACUGGACUCGAAAAGCGGGCAUUGCAGAUGAUGCGAAUUCGAUUCGUAUUGCUCCCGAAUUCCUCUCUACAAGAAUGGAUCCAAAAGUACGCACUGGCACUCGACUUGGCUGGGCAGAUCAAGAUGGUUGGUCAGGUGGAGAUGCAGCUACUGCUCCCGUCAAUGCCACUGCUAAUCUAGCUGCCAUAUUGGACUACUAUCUCGACUCUUUCUCAAACAAGGCCACUUACCCACUGCUGGACACCGUCGUCUUUGUAGGACAUGGAGCUGGUGCACAAGCAGUACAGCGCUAUGCCGUUCUAGGCAAAGACCCCUCUCGUGCCUCUUUAAAGGUGCGAUACGUAGUCGCCAACCCAUCCACCAAUCUCUACUUUACAAUCGAUCGACCUCAACCAGUGAACCCUGCCGCCUGUCCUUACUUCAAUGACUUCCGGUACGGGCUAGAAUCGUACGAUUCACCCUACCCAAAAACACUAAGUGAUGUCAAUCUCUUCAAACGAUACCUCUCUAGAGAUGUGCGCUACCUCGUCGGAGAUGCCGAUACGAAAGACGAUGAGGGAGAUCAGAAUUGUGCUGCGCUAGCGGCGGGUGGAGUGCAUCGACGAGAUAGGAACUUGGACUAUUGGGCUUACCUGCACCUCCUUAGUGGGACAGGGAGCGUGCCUAACACGAGCACAGGUACCUCCCUCUACCCAGUCAGUUCCUCUGAAAUUCAAGCCACUUUUCGUACAACGACGUUCAAUCACCAGCUUACAGUGGUUCCUAGAGUGGGACAUUCAGCGAGCAAGAUGCUUGGAAGCGUACAGGCGCUACGUGCCAUUUUUGGAAAGUAA
Microstroma glucosiphilum is the source of this 1206-nucleotide messenger RNA. RefSeq lists its product as hypothetical. The record is from RefSeq and is a predicted model, not a curated record. The coding region runs from base 1 to 1206 and encodes 401 amino acids. The transcript has 3 exons. Lineage: Eukaryota; Fungi; Basidiomycota; Exobasidiomycetes; Microstromatales; Microstromataceae.